GCCUCAGAGUGGAGGAAAGCCGAGACGGGGGAUGGGAAGGUGGGGGUUGCUCUACCUCCGAGACGCCUUCGCCUAGCCCCUCUUUAAAGGGACGCGCGCGCGCCCGCGUUGGUAUGCGCGCUCCUCCCGUCCCCACUCCUUCCGCGCACCGCCCCCUGCCCUCCCCUUUCCGCGCACCGCCCCCUGCCCUCCCCUCUGGACUAGCGCUCCGCCCUGGCCCCCGAGAGCCGGUGGCGGCGGCCGGCAGAGGGAGGCUCCGCCUCCGGUCCCCUCCCUCUUUCCUCUCUCCCUCCCUCCCUCCCUUCUUCCUUCCUUCCUUCCUUCCCUCUCUCGGUGCCGGGUUCCCGGGUGGGUUUCCCCCCGCUGCCCCGAGCCUCCCCGGGCCAUGGCCGGCAACGUGAAGAAGGGCGCCGGGGCCGGGGGCGGCGGCGGCUCCGGGGGCUCGGGCUCGGGCGGCCUGAUCGGGCUCAUGAAGGACGCCUUCCAGCCGCACCACCACCACCACCACCUCAGCCCCCACCCGCCUGGAGCGGUGGACAAGAAGAUGGUGGAGAAGUGCUGGAAGCUCAUGGACAAGGUGGUACGUUUGUGUCAGAAUCCAAAGCUGGCUCUAAAGAAUAGUCCUCCUUAUAUAUUGGACCUGCUACCAGAUACUUACCAGCAUCUUCGCACAAUCUUGUCAAGAUAUGAGGGGAGAAUGGAGACACUUGGAGAAAAUGAAUAUUUCAGGGUAUUCAUGGAAAAUUUGAUGAAGAAAACUAAGCAGACCAUCAGCCUUUUUAAAGAAGGGAAAGAGAGGAUGUAUGAAGAGAAUUCUCAGCCUAGGCGAAAUUUGACCAAACUAUCCCUGAUCUUCAGCCACAUGCUAGCAGAACUAAAAGGUAUCUUUCCAAGUGGACUCUUCCAAGGAGAUACAUUCCGGAUAACCAAGGCAGAUGCUGCAGAGUUUUGGAGAAAAGCUUUUGGAGAAAAGACUAUAGUUCCCUGGAAGAGCUUUCGACAGGCACUUCAUGAAGUACAUCCCAUCAGCUCUGGACUAGAGGCCAUGGCCCUGAAAUCCACUAUUGAUCUGACCUGCAAUGAUUAUAUUUCAGUUUUUGAAUUUGAUAUCUUCACACGACUCUUUCAGCCUUGGUCGUCUUUGCUCAGGAAUUGGAAUAGCCUUGCUGUGACUCAUCCGGGUUACAUGGCUUUUCUGACAUAUGAUGAAGUGAAAGCCCGGCUCCAGAAAUUCAUUCACAAGCCUGGCAGCUACAUUUUCCGACUGAGCUGUACGAGGCUGGGCCAGUGGGCCAUUGGCUAUGUCACUGCUGAUGGGAAUAUCCUCCAGACAAUCCCUCACAACAAACCUCUCUUCCAAGCACUGAUCGAUGGCUUCAGGGAAGGCUUCUAUUUGUUUCCUGAUGGACGAAAUCAAAAUCCCGACCUGACUGGCUUAUGUGAGCCUACUCCUCAAGACCACAUUAAAGUUACCCAGGAACAAUAUGAAUUAUACUGUGAGAUGGGCUCCACCUUCCAGCUAUGUAAAAUAUGUGCUGAAAAUGACAAAGAUGUGAAGAUUGAACCUUGUGGCCACCUCAUGUGCACAUCCUGUCUCACAGCUUGGCAGGAAUCAGAAGGUCAAGGUUGUCCUUUCUGUCGGUGUGAAAUUAAAGGUACAGAGCCUAUCGUGGUGGAUCCCUUUGACCCCAGAGGAGGGGGCGGCCUACUUAGGCAAGGAGCAGAGGGAGCUCCUUCACCAAAUUAUGAUGAUGAUGAUGAUGAAAGAGCUGAUGACUCCCUUUUCAUGAUGAAGGAACUGGCCUGCGCCAAGAUUGAACGGCCUCCUUCUCCAUUCUCCAUGGCCCCACAAGCUUCUCUUCCUCCAGUGCCACCACGACUGGAUCUUUUGCAACAGCGAACAUCCAUUCCCUCAGGUGCUUCUAGUCCUGGAACUGCUUCAAAGGUUGCCCCUGGCUCCCUUCAUAAAGACAAACCUUUGCCAAUCCCUCCCACACUUCGAGAUCUCCCUCCACCACCUCCUCCAGACAGACCACAUUCCAUUGGGGCAGAGAGUCGGCCUCAGAGACGCCCACUACCCUGUACACCAGGCGACUGUCCAUCCAGGGACAAACUUCCCCCUAUUCCUUCUGGCCGUGCAGGGGAAUCAUGGCUUCCCCGGCCAAUACCCAAACUACCUACAGCUACCCUAAGUCCUGGUGACCCCUGGUCAGGCAGAGAAUUGACCAAUCGUCAUUCGCUUCCCUUUUCACUGCCUUCUCAGAUGGAUCCCAGAGCUGAUGGUCUUAGGCAUGGAAGCACUUUCAGCCUGGAUGCCCCAGUGACCAUGAACAACAGUCCAUUAGCUGGGCCAGAGUGUGAACACCCUAAAAUCAAGCCUUCCUCUUCUGCCAAUGCCAUCUAUUCUCUUGCUGCCAGACCUCUUCCUGUGCCAAAGCUGCCCCUUGGGGAGCAGUGUGGAAGUGAUGAGGAUACAGAGUAUAUGUCUCCUUCUUCUCGGCCUCUGGUGCUUCCUGGUGCCAGCCACCAAAAGGUAGAACUGAAAAGACCUUCGGAGAUGACCCACAGUUUACAAGUGUUUGAUUCGGAGCAGCAGAUUGACAGCUGCACCUAUGAGGCCAUGUACAACAUUCAGUCACAGGCAACUUCUUCUGGCCUAGAGAGCAGUAGUACAUCUGUCGAGGGAGAUCUGGCUGCAACCCUUCCCAGCAAUGGUCCUGAGGAGUCAGAGAAUGAGGAGGAUGGAUAUGAUGUCCCCAAGCCCCCUGUGCCAGCAGUCCUGGCUCGUCGGACUCUCUCAGACAUUUCUAAUGCCAGCUCUUCCUUCAGUUGGAUGUCUUUGGAUGGUGAUCCCACAACAGGUUUUACUGAGGGUUCCCAAGUUCCUGAAAGGCCUCCCAAGCCUUUCCCUCGGAGGAUCAACUCUGAACGGAAAGCAGGAAGCUGUCAGCAGGCUGGUGCUGUUCCUUCCACCUCUCCUCAGUUAUCCAGUGAAAUUGAGAGCCUCAUGAGCCAGGGGUAUUCAUAUCAGGACAUUCAAAAAGCUUUGGUCAUUGCCCAUAACAAUAUUGAAAUGGCCAAAAACAUCCUCCGAGAAUUUGUUUCUAUUUCCUCCCCUGCCCAUGUAGCCACAUAGCACAUCACCUCCUUGCCUCCAAUUUCAGUGGACCAGUGAGCUGGGCAACAUGCUCCAGGAGCACCUGAGAGGGCAAAGGGAUUUUUUUGGAGACUUCAAACUGAAGUCUUGCCCUGUCUGGUGGAUGUCUCAUCUGUGGUUCAAGAUUUCAAAGCAGUGGAACAAACACAGAGCAAACAACUAGGAUGUUGUUUUGUUUUGUUCACUUUAUAGUGUGUGUUUGAGGGCAGUUUGCCUUCAGUCCCCGUUUAGAGAGAGCGUUCAUUUUGACGAUGACAUGGUAUGGUGCAGCUCAGCCCCUUGGGAAGCAGUCCAAGGGCAUCGGGACAAGUAUUGUGAGGAAAAAACCAAACUGAGGGCUUUGAGUUUUCCAGCUUAGGUGGGUGGGUGUCACUUUGUAUAUAUAUGUGUGCACUCAUGUGCGUGCGUGUGCGUGUGCGUGUGCGUGUGCGUGUGUGUGUGUGUGUGUGUGUGUGUGUGUCCUGUGGUCAGAAGAUUAACCCCAGACAGGCCUCCAUUUCCUGGGGAUAGGCACAAGAGGUUUAGGAAGGGAUCUUUUGGUAACUUCCAUCUACUGUGGUAUUAUACCCCCAUCCUAGUGUGUAUUGUGAUUUCAAUGCUACUCCAGAUUAUCAUGUGCAUAGCUAAAGUCCUGUAUUUUUAAACUGUCUCCUUUUCUGUUAUUUGCUUUGCUGUCCAUGGUGCUCUUGUCAUUGGCCAUGGACUGGUUAUGACUAACUUAAGUGAAGCCAGGGAGUUUAUGAGAUAUUCCGUUUUUUAUGUGGUUGUGUUUGUUUUUUGUAGGGGGGUAGAGAGAGUGGAGUAUAAAGUAUUGUUGCAUUAUCAUUGCAGAUGUGUUUGACAUUAGCAGCUAACACUGGUCACUCCAAAACGUUGUUUCAAUAGGAACAUUGAAUUUGGCAAAAUAAGAUUUUUUAACUAUCCUAAUUAAACUGUGGCUCAACUGAGGUGGAGGCCUUCAGAUACAUUCCGUAUGCUUCAGAGGAGGAGUCAGUUGCCUUGAUACCAGGUGUGUGCCCUGAGAGAUGCUUUUCUGUUUUGUGGGAAAGUGGCAUCAUAUCUAAGAUAAUGCUAUAAUCCAGAUACUGGGAAGCUUUCUGGAGCCGUGGGGCCAUAUGCUUUUACCUUUGUAUAAUGAAUGAAAAAAAGCAGACUAAGUAUAAGCAUCCAUCAGUUUGGCUCUCCUUCUUAUGAAAUUUUUAGGCUUUGCAGGUGUCUUCCUUCAGCAAGGGCCAAAUUAGCAUUUUCAGAAAAUCUUCCCUUUUGUUUUCCCCAAAAUACGGGGCACUUUUUUUUUUUUUUUUUUUUGCUGUCAUGGUGUGCAACUGCUAGCUCCCUGCUUAGGUUGGUGCUUAUCCACGGGCUUAGAGACCAACUCUUGUGUGAUUGUAGCAUUAGAGAAUGCAGCCUCUUUUCCCCUGUCUCUCCGAUCCUUAGCUUUUGUACCCCUGCAUAGAGUAAAUUGCUGCAGCCAGGGAGUAAACCCCAGAUCCUUUUAGUCUACCAAGGAAGAUAUAGAAAAGCUUCUCUUCACACAUACACAUCUCACAUUCAGGAAUCAGGAGUGGCAGGAAAGAAGUAGAAUUUGUCCUAGUGAAGCACCAUCCACUAUUAGGGACCAGUGUAGAGCUUCACCACUUGAGACCAGAGCCAACUGCCUUUGCAUAGACAUUGAAACUCUGAGGAAGAAUCAAAGAACAAGUCUCAGCAAUUCCUUGUGCACUGUUAGAAUCUGCUGUUGGAGUUCUUCCUUGUCUAGAGCUGUUGCGGGGCCUUCUGCUUCCAAAUAUAUAAUAUUUAUCUGUUACACAUACUACCUUUGUGGAUACAAAGUUUUCCUCUCUACAGCUGACUCUUCUGCUUAUAUAAAAUACAGACCAUUUCAUCCCUUUUUGACUUGCAAAAACUCUGUCUAAAGCCUUACAUAUAAGGUUGUGUGUUUAGGGAUAUAUGACAUAGUGACAGCAGGCAUUUGCUAAAUGCCUCUUUUUUCUCCCAGCAACUUUGCUCUUCAAACAAACAAACAAACAAACAACACCGCCCGCCACCCCACCCCCCACCCCAGCCCAAACCCCUUGUAACAAAUAAGCAUAGUCAAGCAAAACAAAUUCCCACAUUGGUCAUGUCCAAAAAUGUGUGUCUCAUUCUACAUAUUGGUCCGCCUCCCUUCUGUCAGGAUGUGGAUAAUGUUCCUCAUCAUUGGUCCUUUGGAAUAAAUGACUGAGAUCAGUCUGUUGAUCAGGGUUCUUAAAUCUUUUGAUUUUUUUGUUUUUGCAGUAUGGAUGUUAUGCUAUAAGUUGUUCUCCUGGUUCUUUUCGUUUCACUCUGCAUCAAUCCGUACAGAUUUCCUCUAGUCUCUCUGAAGCUAUCUCUUCAUUGAUACAACACAGUACUAUUCCAUUACAUUCGCGUGCCAUAAUUUGUUCAGCCAUUUCCCAGUUGAUGGGCACCUCCUUAGUAAAUGUCUUAACAUUCAGGGAUCCAAAUCAAUUUACCUGAGACUUUCUUUUUGACCAUUUGUUCUAAGAGGCUUUCCUUUAAUUGAGGCAAAAAUUUAGGAUAACUGGUGAAUCUUCAAAAGCUUUCACAUGCUUUUUGAUUUGGGGCAAUUCCCAACCUUUGAUCUGUGACAUUUCCCCCGUGAGCAUGAGCCAGUGCCAGGUUAUUAGUGCAUAUGUGUCGUGUACUGACUCAGUUUGUUGUCUGUGCUCACAGAAAAUGGGUAUAGAACCAUGGAAUCUCGUAGCCAGGAGGAAACUUGGAGGUUGUUCAGUCCGGGGUAUACCUGAAGCAAGAAUCCCCUCUACAACAUCCCCCACACAGUGGUCAUCUAAUCUUAGCUUAAACAUUUCCAGUAAUGAGGUACUUAAUACUUCCCGACUGUAGUCCAUUCCAUUUUUAGGUAGCUUUAAUUGUUAGGGAGAUGUUCUUUUUCUAUUGUGACAAAAUCUAUCUGCCUACAUGGGAUUUUUGUUUGGGCUUAUUGCCGCUUAGACUGAGAAAAUCUCAGAUUAAUUUAUCCGGAUCCCUGAAUCAUAUCAAGGGUAUUUUAUAAUCUGAAAACUGUUCUGGCAAUCACUAGCCAAAUUGAUUCUUUCCUUCAUUUGGAAACAUUGCUUUAGGAUGGACAUUUUGAUGUUUUUAUAGCUGCUAGGAGGCUAUAAGUCAAGGGGUCUUGGCCCAAGGAGCUCCCUUAGGAAAUUCUCCCCCAUUAGUUUAUCAAUUCCUAGUUAUGUUGUCAUCUAUUCAGGUUAACUGAAUUAGCCUUGAGUUCUGUUGUCUGCUAAGAAAACACCACCCCUUUCCCCCUUUUAUUUACAAAAUGUCUAUCUUCUGCUACCUUUUAGAUUGAUGGAUGGGAAAAAAAUCUUCCUCCACACUAGGCUUUUUAAUACAAUUAAAUAAUCCUACUUCUUCUAGACCUUCCCCAAAUUGCUUUAUACAGUCUGUAACAUCUGUAGCUCCUUUGUUCAACAUGAUCAACACAUGAUUGCUCUGAACCACCAACCACAAAGUUUUGGCUUCCUGCUCCCUGAUCCUUCCAUGUAAAGGAAUUCACAGAGGUUAGGUGAACUCCAGACUUUCUCACAAAUACGAGCACAAAAUGGGAGAAAUUGUAGAACCUUGGGAUCUCCCUGCAUUCAAACACAAGUGAAGGCACUUGAUUAUCUUGUUGAGAAAGAUCAUAAGAUCUAGAGCUGAAAGGAUCCUUAAAAUUCUAGUUCAUUCCCCUUGUUUUUACAAGUCAGAGAAAUUUCCAGCUCAGGGAGGGGAAAUGACGAAAAUCACACAAGUAAGGAAACAGCAGAAUGCUAUGGUUCUAUCCUUGAUCUAAAUGUAGUGCUGUCCUCACACACCAUGCUGCCUUUUUCAUUUGUUACAUUGUGCGUUCAUGAAACCCUUAACUAAAAGCAGAUAUUUGAAGGGCUGCCCACCUAGCUUACAUUGGAACCUUGAAACCCUUUUUAAAAAAAAAUUAUUUUGUUUUAUUUUUUUUUAGCCAUGGAAGUCAUUAUGAAACAAUUUAGAGCUUUUAGAGAAUCUGAAUUCAGAUAUGGAAGAAGAAAUAAGCUGUGAAAAGUAAAAAUGGUAUAGAGUUGCUAACCCAGGUAGUAUUUGAUGGUCAACUAUUUUAAGUGUAAUAGAAACCACUUUGCGAUAGCAGUUAAAUGUCUUAAGGUUUUGACAGUUACACGUACCUGAAUUUGAUAGAAAGUUUGGAAACUUUUCACUAAGGCCCUCCUAGCAGAAUACCUCUUCAGCCCCAUUUUAUGAACUUGAAAAGUUUUCCUACUUAUUUAGCUUCCCUGCUUCUUUUGCUCUUACUAAUUCUCUAUUGUCUCUCCUGGGAGAAUUAGCAAACUAAUUUAGCUGAUUAGCUCCUAGUCACUUUAUGUAUACACAAUGUGAUAACUCAGAAGAGACCAGACAUUUCAGGCACAUAGUUUUGGGGAGACUGAUGCACUUGCUCAGCUGGACUGGCCCAUAUUUACUAGUGAACAAAGUCUGGCUCUGCUCUACCCUGGGUAAGACACUGAGGAAACUCCCCAUUGCCUCUUGGUCACAGGGAUUGGCAUAAAGCAGGGCAAAAGGGAGGAGAGGUGAAGGUGCUGUGGAGGAGGAAGUGUCAGGCUGCAGAAGCAGCUACUGCAGAGGUAGUUGUUUGAGACCUUUUGUCCCUACCCCUCAGUAGUGUGAGUGUGUCUAACCACUCCGCCUGCUUGUGCAGGGCAAAGGCCUGAGGCCAGGCUUGGGACUCCUGCUUACUGGUUUGGCAUCAGCACAACCUAGCCCAGUUGACUGGGAUCAUGUUUUUUCAUAAGCCCGGGAGGAAAUGCAAAGAGCCAAUCCCCAGUAAACUCAUCUCAUUCCCUCUCCACCCUCAGAAACAGAUUUGAAAAGGAGAGGGAAGCAGUGCUCACAGGAGUGAGCAUCACAGCCUGCAAGCCAUGUGGAGCUUGCUUUCAUGCUCCUGAAACUAGAGUGAGGCCAUGUGUGUGCCCUCUGUUCUGCCCCAAGGCUUAGGGUUUCACGUGUUGGUUCCCUCCUGCUGGUCCACCUCUGACCCUGUUGUGUGGCCGGCAUGGCAGGGACUGGAUGGAAUCUCUGGGGAACACGGCUGCUGUGGCUGGCUAUAGAACAUGUGCCCUCUCCUGUGGCCAGCCCCUCCUUUGUUCUGAUGCCUCAGUGGAAAAGCCUGCAGAUACACUGCCAGCCCUCGGAGAUGCCUUUCCUUCCUAACUUUCAACAUGAGCUAAAGUAGUUAAUCAACUUAUCCUUGAAGGAAAAGCCCAGCCUUUUACUUAACGACAUGGAAAGAGGAGCAAAUGGCAGCUGUAAUGAGCACUCCUCCCACUCUGGUUCUGUGAUGACCCGAGUCACUUAUAAAAGACUUUAUUUUUUUUUUAUAAAAGACUUUAACCAUAAAGAUAUUUUUUCUUUAUUUACAGUUAUUCAUUUCUCACACACUGAAAAAGCCAAAUGUCUUGUGCCUUUUCUAUGGGAGCACUGCAUCCCUAGUUACAUAUUAAGAACUUACUGUGGAAAUCCUAGAGUCUUCCCCCAGCCCUAUCCCACCCAGUUUCAUUAGUCCCUAGAGAAAAGAAAGUUGCCAGGGAAGGGAGUGCUUAUAUAUAGCUGGAGAGACGACAGAUUGAAAUGCCGUAAGCGGUAACCUGUGUCCUUUUGUCCCUGUCACAGCAUUUAGUUGGAAGAGGAAGCAUUGUGUCCCAGGAUCACUGGGGUGGUUCGAGUCAUUUAAUUACAGUGUAGGUGUUAGCCAGAGAAGAGAGACAGCUAGAAAUUUCCAUGUUGCUGGAGGAGUUGGGUAUCCCAUGUACAAUUGCAAGCCUCCUGCCUUUCCAGACACCUUGGCCUUCUCCCUAGGUGAAGGCAUCAGACUGAGCAUGAAGUAGGCAGUGCCUCCACAGGGCUUUACUGACCCCAGGGAGAUAAGUCCAAGGCAGCCACAAAUCACUCCUCCUCCUUGCCCCUCAGAGAGUCUCAGUGUCUGUGGCUGCCAUAAGUUUUGAUUUCAAGCAAAGAAAGUGGGUUUUCUGUACUUGAUGGUGUUUUUUCUCUUUCAUUCCCUUCAUUUUCUCCCUACUGGUAACUAACAAAAGGAUUGGGAAAUAGGUUAUUUUUUUUUCAUUCAUACUUAUUUCUCAUUUCAAAAUUCUUUUUAUGGGUGGGGCUGGAGAGAAGAACCAGUAACUUUCUCUCUUCAGAAUGAAGAAUCCCAGUUUGUAUAUCAGUGUUUAAAAAAAACCAAACCAACAAAACUCAGACAAGAUUUUCGUGGACUAUUUUAAAGAGUAUGUGUCCUUAAUAUAAAGUUUAUAUUAGCAGUAUUUAAUCACUUCUCACCUGUAAAGAAACAGAAGGUAAAUAUUCUUGCAGAGAGUAAUUAGCAGAGCUUUAAGAUUCAUUUUGGGUUAAGUCCACUUUGUUUGCCAAUGCAUUGUUAAUGUUUAGAGGUCUGUUAUACUAAUGUUAUUUAUUAAUUAUUUUUCAUUCCCAUACAUAGCCAACUAAAGAGCUUUUCCACGCACCCAUGUCUGUCAAAAAAAAUUAUUUUUAAAUAAAGUUCCUUUUGUUGUAGCAGACUUGCUGUCCAGCCAUUUUGGAGACACAGGAAGCAAACAGAUUCUCAGGCG
Messenger RNA from Dromiciops gliroides (monito del monte), 9813 nucleotides. It is a transcript of the gene CBL, whose product is annotated as Cbl proto-oncogene. The transcript has 16 exons. Gene Ontology annotation, biological process: cell surface receptor signaling pathway; negative regulation of epidermal growth factor-activated receptor activity. Gene Ontology annotation, cellular component: plasma membrane; membrane raft. The coding region runs from base 386 to 3136 and encodes 916 amino acids. The record is from RefSeq and is a predicted model, not a curated record. Gene Ontology annotation, molecular function: calcium ion binding; phosphotyrosine residue binding; ubiquitin protein ligase activity. NCBI's taxonomy places the organism in Eukaryota, Metazoa, Chordata, Mammalia, Microbiotheria, Microbiotheriidae.